Messenger RNA from Aspergillus sclerotioniger CBS 115572, 1683 nucleotides. RefSeq lists its product as uncharacterized. The record is from RefSeq and is a predicted model, not a curated record. Gene Ontology annotation, cellular component: mitotic spindle microtubule; HAUS complex. Gene Ontology annotation, molecular function: microtubule binding. Gene Ontology annotation, biological process: spindle assembly. Lineage: Eukaryota; Fungi; Ascomycota; Eurotiomycetes; Eurotiales; Aspergillaceae. Bases 1 to 1683 code for a protein of 560 amino acids. The transcript is spliced from 3 exons.
AUGCAGUCCCGAACCCCCCGCCCCAAACCGCCGUCCCCCAACUGGCCCCCUCAGCCUCCCCUCGCCGUCUUCGUCCGCAGCCUCCAGCUCCUCCAACUCGAUCGCCAUGACGAUUGGCCUCAUAUCUCCCUCCGCUCCCUCGCAGACACGUCGCAGAACCAGCGUCAACGCGUGAGGGCCAUCGAAUGGGCUCUGUACCAUCUCGUUGCCCUCUGGGAUCCCAGCACCGCUCGGGAUAAACUCCGUCCCUUCUUCCCUCCCCUCGAGCCGCUACAGUCAGUCAACCUGCGCGCCGCCUUGUUCCGCGUACUCUCCGAAUUAAAGAAACAAGGUGAUCUGGGCAAGGAGGCUAUUCUCCGCAAGUCAAUGCUAGAUGACUGCAGGGGCGAGAAAUUCGAGGAAUUGCUAGCCGUCUUCUCCACGGCUGUGCUGCGGAAGACCCUGGCCGCUUCCCCAGAUCCUGGCUUGCAAAAUGUGGCCACGAGGAUUUCACUGGCCCCGGGCCUGACUCGUGAGGAAUAUCAGCUCGUGCUCCCCCUGGUUCUGGCCCAUCGCGUCUCCCUCAAUCAGAUCGGGGAGCGUCGCACUAAAGCCCAAGACACCCAUGAAAGGUUCACUCAACUGCUGGAUCUCAAGAGACUACAGUUCGACGAGCGGUCCAAGGAGAACACCCCUCAGCUCUCUGACAACGGCGCUGACAUCGAUGCCUUGACCCGCGACCUCAAGGAUAACUGGCUGGGCAGUAAGGACUGGGGCGAUGCCCUGCUCCAUGGCGGUGCUCAGGGCAGCAGCGACGCCUUCCUGGAACUUCCAUUUGACGCCGCCUGGGCGAAAGCCAACGAGUCAAACGUGGAUGGUCUCCGCGCGAACACAUCUCCCGAUCUGCUUGUCGAUCUGGAGUCUCGCGUCUUCCGCCAGCGAGCCCGGCUGCAGCGCUGGCGCCAGUACAGCGCCUCCAUGCGCAAGCAUGAGCGGAUAGAAUCGGCCAGCUCCACCACCUCCCAGCCGCUCGUCUUCCGCGAGCACCAGGCACUCACGGUCGCCAGCAUUUCCAAGGCCGUCCGGCAGCCGGUAGAGCGUGCCUCCCCCAAGGCAGACGACCGGGCGCUGCUCUUCUCCAUGACCGAGGCCAUUGCCCGGAUCAACGGCCGAUCCGCUGCACGUCACCGCCACACCAAGAGCGACUCUCGGUCACGCAACACCACAGCAGUUCCUUCUUCGUUAACCCCAACCCAGCCUCCCAUCUUUCUCGACCACCAAAGCCCCAGAACGACCCCCUCUCCCUCUGAACCAACCAGCCGAUUCACUCUCGUCGAACGAACCCGCAAAUCCAUGUCCCUCGUCCCACCACCCACCCACACCCGACCACGAGACAGCUUCCGAUCACACCGACCCCGUCCCUCGUUCCCUGUGAACCAGUUUGAAACACCUGAGAAACCGAACCCCAUCCCCAGGGCCUCCACGCCGCACGACGAGCUCUUCAAAGAAGAAGCCGACUACGCCAGCGUAUUCAAGUCGCGGCCACGUGUGGCACACAGCCCUAUCGCAUCGCCAGCGGUACACAUCAGCCCCAUUGGAGAUUUCGAUCUGGGAGCAGACGAGGACAUCGAUAUGGAUGAGCUGGGGGGAGCGGAUGAGUAUGCACAAGAUACGCCGUUGACCUCAAGACGUAGGAUCUUUUGA